This is a messenger RNA of Telopea speciosissima, 1735 nucleotides long. RefSeq names its product putative lipase ROG1. The transcript is spliced from 10 exons. The record is from RefSeq and is a predicted model, not a curated record. NCBI's taxonomy places the organism in Eukaryota, Viridiplantae, Streptophyta, Magnoliopsida, Proteales, Proteaceae. Bases 156 to 1415 code for a protein of 419 amino acids.
UUCGUCGCUUGCAAUAGCCAUAGCCACAGACCAGAGCCAGACCCAGAACCAGAACCUUCCAUUCGAAAACUCCCCACCGAUCGUCGUCGCCUCCUCAACGAAGAACACACAAGCCAGAUCGUCUCGUCUGGUCACAUAUAUCUCUCGUAUUAAAAAUGGCGUCUCUGGAGUUGCAGAGCACUUCCGAAACAGUAUGUAGAGCAGAUGUAUUGCAUGUCGAUUCAAGCGAGAAGAAUACGAAGAAUGCGAAGAAGAACAAGAAUAAAAUCAAGUUGUACGUGUGGAGAGGCGGUUGUUUCAAAUCAGAAAGUGACCACUCCACUACCCAUAAACCGUAUGGAGAUCGGAGUCCAGAGACCAAGACUGGCACUACCGGAGAGCAGAGCAGCCCGACUCAUCUUGUCGUCAUGGUCAAUGGCAUCAUAGGGAGUGCUAGAAAUUGGAAAUUUGCUGCAAAGAAGUUUUUGGAGAAAUACCCACAAGAUCUUAUUGUGCACUGCAGUGAGUGUAAUCACUCAAUGUUGACUCUUGAUGGUGUUGAUGUUAUGGGAGAGAGAUUAGCAGAAGAGGUUAUAUCCAUCGUAAAAUGUAGGCCAUACAUUCAAAAGAUCUCGUUUAUAGGUCACUCAUUAGGUGGUUUGGUUGCAAGAUAUGCUAUUGGUAGGCUUUAUGGACAGAAUUCGAAGAGGCAGACUUCUGAUGCAAAUGAUGUUGGCACAACUGAUGAGGCUGGAAUUCCAUGCAUGGAAGAAAAAUCAAAGGGAAAAAUUGCUGAAUUGGAGCCCAUGAAUUUCAUAACUGUUGCAACACCACACCUUGGUUCAAGAGGGAAUAAACAAGUCCCAAUUUUUUGUGGCCUUCAUAUUCUGGAAAAGAUGGCAUCUCGUGCAUCAUGGAUGAUUGGAAGAACUGGGAAACAUCUAUUCUUGACUGACAAUGAUGAUGCGAAGCUUCCUCUUCUUCUUCAAAUGGUUGAUGACUGUGGAGAUCUUCAUUUCAUGUCUGCAUUGCAAUCAUUCAAGCGUCGUGUUGCAUAUGCAAAUGCUUGCUAUGACCACAUUGUUGGGUGGAGUACAUCAUCAAUACGUUGCAGAGAUGAGCUCCCAAAGAGGAAGUCUCUAUCGAGGAAUGAAAAGUACCCACACAUUAUAAAUGUGGAAACACCUAAGAUUACCAGUCCUCAGCAAGAAGUCCUUUCAGAGGCAAAAGUCAAUGGAGGCAACACUAUGGACAUGGAAGUGGCAGAGAAAAUGAUCAGAGGUCUGACAAAAGUGGGUUGGGAACGGGUUGAUGUCAGCUUCAGCAGAAGUAAACAAAGGAUUUUUGCUCACAACACAAUCCAGGUAAAGACAUACUGCAUUAACUCUGAUGGUGCAGAUGUGAUUCUCCAUAUGAUCGACAAUUUUCUCCUAUAACAUGUGCCAACUGGAUUCUUAUUUAGAGAGAAGGAAAGAGAGACACUGGCCAUUUUUUACUUGUAAGGCAUAACAAGAUUUUUCUGUAAAAAUGUUGGCCUAAAUUAAAUUCAGAAAGAAUGUUUCUAACAUGGAAAUGCCCUGCCGAACUUGAAUGUUUUAUCUUACCUCAUUGUGGAUUUUAGCUGAUAGAUAUGGCUUUAAGAUAUGCAAGUUAAUAAAAAGAAUGAAGAAUGAGUCUACCAUUACAGAUGUGAGUAUAGAAUUUGUUAAAUACCAAUCGUUGAUCACUAUUAAUUGAUUGAAGUGAUUGGUUAGCA